AUGUCCCCGCCAUUUCCUGUUGAACAGUUUCAGAUCCUAGAGAUUAUCCAAGAGCUUUUUGGCAUCAGUGGCAGCUUGAGGGUCAUCACUACCAAAUAUGGUAACAAGAAGAAACAAAUUGCGACUGCUACUGGUCCAUGUGGAAACAACAGAGACUACAUUUUCUUGCUGGAGAAAGCUAUGUUUGAUAUUGGUCAUGAAGAUGACAUGGUGAUAAAAUUGGCAAAUGAAGUGAGAAAAGUACUUGGAAACACGGGUUUAGGAGUACCAAAAGAGAGCAACAACAGCAACAGCAACAACAAUAGAUUAACAGGACCUUCUCAUAAACCCAAGUCACCUCAUAAAUUGCUUCAUCUUCUUGAAGCAAUUGCAAUGGACAGCUGA
Lactuca virosa is the source of this 384-nucleotide messenger RNA. NCBI's taxonomy places the organism in Eukaryota, Viridiplantae, Streptophyta, Magnoliopsida, Asterales, Asteraceae. The record is from the annotation of a GenBank genome assembly.